Messenger RNA from Hyla sarda, 2757 nucleotides. RefSeq lists its product as uncharacterized. NCBI's taxonomy places the organism in Eukaryota, Metazoa, Chordata, Amphibia, Anura, Hylidae. The transcript is spliced from 5 exons. The record is from RefSeq and is a predicted model, not a curated record. Bases 342 to 2399 code for a protein of 685 amino acids.
CGGCAGGAGGAGCGCCCGCAGCUGACACCCGAUCACUAUCAGGAGGAGCGCCCGCAGCUGGCAACCGAUCACUGUCAGGAGGAGCGCCCGCAGCUGGCACCCGAUCACUGUCAGGAGGAGCGCCCACAGCUGGCACCCGAUCACUGUCAGGAGGAGCGCCCGCAGCUGGCACCCGAUCACUGUCAGGAGGAGCGCCCGCAGCUGGCACCCGAUCACUGUCAGGAGGACCGCCCACAGCUGGCACCCGAUCACUGUCAGGAGGAGCGCCCGCAGCUGGCACCCGAUCACUGUCAGGAGGAGCGCCCGCAGCUGGCACCCGAUCACUGUCAGGAGGAGCACCCAUGCUGAAUCCAUCCCUGAAAGCAAAGAGAGGAGCGAGUAGCGUGAACGCCGGGGUAGUCAGAGAGAGACACAGCGUUCCAUCAAUACGGAAAGAGCCACAGAUGAAAUGUCGAACGCCCCAUGUGCUGAUACCAAUGAAACUGAAGAGGUCGGGGUUAAAACUUUUGGAACCUGAAAAAGUGAAGACUUUGACCUCUCGACUUCCUGUGUCAGAUGAGAAACACAACGUGGUUCUUUGUCCGACAACCAUUACCAAACAGCCGCCUAGGAGUUAUAGGCAGAACCUAUUGCCCAGAUCAUCAGUGAGACAGACCGAGUCUUCAAGGAAGAGGAUGGGAAUUACCAGCAGACGAGAGAAUAUUAUCCAGUCUGGAAGGACGAAGAUUCUGGAGGUGGAUGAAAGUACGGGAGGCCAUGAAGUGAGUCAGCAAAUGGAUCGGCUGCUUCUGGAUGAUAAAGGUUGUGAUGAAUCCAGAAGAGGUGAUAGUGAAGUAUAUAAUAGCCGACCACCACCUGUCCAGCCUGAAGGUAGCCCAGAUGAUUACAGGAACUUUGAGAAGACAGUCCAAGAUAGCCGACCUUCUCCUGUCCAGCCUGGAGGUAGCCCAGAUGAUGACAGGAACUCAGGGAAGACAGUCCAAGAUGGCCGACCUUCUCCUGUCCAGCCUGGAGGUAGCCCAGAUGAUGACAGAAACUUUGAGAAGACAGUCCAAGAUAGCCUACCUUCUCUUGUCCAGCCUGGAGGUAGCCCAGAUGAUGAGAGGAACUCAGGACAGACAGUCCAAGAUGGCCGACCUUCUCCUGUCCAGCCUGGAGGUAGCCCAGAUGAUGACAGGAACUCUGGAAAGACAGUCCAAGAUGGCCGACCUUCUCCUGUCCAGCCUGAAGGAAGCCCAGAUGAGGUUAGGAGCUCUGGCCAGACAGUCCAAGAUGGCCGACCACCACAAGUCCAAACUGAAGGUAGCUCAGAUGAUGUUAGGAGCUCUGGCCAGACAGCCCAAGAUGGCCAACCACCACCUGUCCAACCUGAAGCUAGCCCAGAUGAUGACAGGAAUUCUGGGCAGACAGUCCAAGACGAUGCUGCCAGUGCAGAAGAAUCCAGUGUACAGAAUGAUCUGAAGUCCUCACCAGUGACCGACCAUCCAGCAUCUAAACAGACAGAAGAUAUGGAGACCUUCGUCACAGAGUCUACUUUUCCGCAGACUAGAGAUGUCCAAGAGCAGCUUCCAGGACACAAGGAGUCACCUUCACAAUCUUUACCCCGAAGCCAAGAGAACCAUGUGGCAAAACUAGGUCAUCCUGAAGCUCCACCAACAGAGCAUGCCCAAUCUAGCUGUCCUGAUAUCAAUGUGGUCGAAGGUUCUUCAGAAGAACCAACCUCAGAAGCUCAAGAACAUCUUCCGUCAAGUCACGACCAUGUAAAAGACGACGGUACAGAGGCUCAUACUGCGUCACUUGUAGGCGAAAACAACACGUUGUCCAAUUCAGAAGAUGAAUUGUUGGGCAAGAAGAGCAACACCACCCCUGGGCUAAAUUCACCUGAAGAUCAAAAAAGUGCUACAGAAGUGGGAAACCAAGAAAAACCAAACCAACGUGUCUGGUCAAGAACCAAUGACAUUAUAAGACAGAGUCAAGGAGUCCUGGUACUGACAAGAAGUACGGAUGAAAAUGCUGUGUUCAUCCCCAAACUUAAGUUCGAGUUUACCCCUGAUAAUAGUAUAGACUGGAGCGUGCUGGGUCCUCCACCUCUGGGCAACAAUAAAGGAGAUCCAACCAAAAUGAAGGACCCCAGGGUUCUGGCUGCCUGUACACCUCGAGGCCCGACCUUUAGUAAGAGUCUGUUGAAGAAGAACUUCAUGUUGCCUGGUCAGGAUCUUCCAGGUGGUUCCUCAGACUCGGUCCUGAGGUUCUCCGGAGAUGUCAUAGGGAACAAUACUCAUCCUCUAGACAGAAUUGUGGAUCUCUCCAUUUCAUUUCAGGACAAAUUUGGGGAACAGGAAAUUCCAGCAGACAUUCCCAAAAUACUAUUAACUGAGGAAGACAUUGAUGAGGACUAAAUAGUACAGACGCACACUACUGAUCAGGAUAUACUCCAUGCUUUAUACUGCAGCUCCGCUUGUUUACACUGGCAGAUUCCACAAGUGCCAGGAGCUCUGUGCAUGGAACCUUUGAACCAGAGUUCCUCAUCUAGCGCAUUGCAGUAUUUUACGCAUCCAUUUAAUGGUGUUUGUACAGUUAGCGGUAUUUUCCGUACCUGCCAUAUGCUGGCGCCACUGUAGUAACUUAUCAUUAAGCUACAGGUUAAUUAUUACAGAUGCAUUCAUGAAGACUAUUAUGAAGUAUCUGGAUCAGGGUAUAUGGAUCUUUAUGUGUCAGGAUGACCUGUACAUAGUUGUAUACCUCAGUGUUUCCCAA